Messenger RNA from Oryctolagus cuniculus (rabbit), 9241 nucleotides. RefSeq names its product zinc finger protein 451 (gene ZNF451). Gene Ontology annotation, molecular function: SUMO ligase activity; DNA-binding transcription factor activity, RNA polymerase II-specific; sequence-specific DNA binding. Lineage: Eukaryota; Metazoa; Chordata; Mammalia; Lagomorpha; Leporidae. The record is from RefSeq and is a predicted model, not a curated record. Gene Ontology annotation, biological process: negative regulation of transcription initiation by RNA polymerase II; protein sumoylation. Gene Ontology annotation, cellular component: nucleus.
GCGGGGCAGUGCAGGGCGGGAAGGGACGUCGUGGCGGCGGCGGCGGCCGAGGCAGGGCCAGCAGCUUAGGCGGCUGCGGCAGGGACAGCAGGCGCGGUGGUGCUGUCAGGCCGGCGGAGAAAUGGGAGACCCAGGGUCUGAGAUAAUAGAAUCUGUCCCUCCAGCUGGGCCUGAAGCAUCAGAGGCAACAACGGAUGAAAAUGAAGACGACAUUCAGUUUGUUAGUGAAGGACCUUUAAGACCUGUUCUUGAAUACAUUGAUCUGGUCAGCAGUGAUGACGAAGAGCCUAGCACCUCUCAUAGUGAUGAGAACGUUAAACACAAAGACUAUAUUGACCGUCAGAAGGAUAAAGUUGCUUUAACUUUGGCUCGUCUAGCCCGCCAUGUUGAAGUGGAGAAACAGCAGAAGGAAGAGAAGAAUAGAGCAUUCAGGGAAAAAGUCGACUUUCAGCAUGCUCAUGGGUUACAAGAAUUGGAAUUUAUUCGAGGACAUUCUGAUACUGAAGCAGCAAGACUGUGUGUGGAUCAGUGGCUGAAAAUGCCAGGACUUAAAACAGGCACAAUUAAUUGUGGAACAAGAAGCUCAUCCCGAAGAGGAGGUCAAAUGCGGGUGUCUGGGAAGCCAAUUUCAUGUCCCAUAAUGCAUUGUAACAAGGAAUUUGACAAUGGACACCUUCUGUUAGGACAUUUGAAAAGGUUUGAUCACUCUCCAUGUGAUCCAACAAUUACACUACGUGGACCUUUCACCAGUUCCUUUGCUUGUGUAGUAUGUUGUAAAAAAUUUGUUACCCAACAGCAAUAUAGGGAUCAUCUUUUUACUAAGGGAGCUGCAGAUGAUGGACAUUCCAACAGCCUUCUUCCUCAGGUUAUUCAAUGUUUUGCAUGUCCAAGUUGCUUCCUUCUUUUUAGCAGCAAAGAUGAGUGUUUGAAGCAUAUGUCUGGAAAGAAUCACUUCCAUCAGAGUUUUAAACUGGGUGAUGACAAGGGGAUAGCACAUCCAAUAUCAUUUCCAUCUUUUGCAAAGAAACUUUUGGUCUCUCUGUGUAAAGAUGUUGCAUUUCAAGUUAAGUGUGUGGCCUGCCACCAGACAUUGCGUUCCCAUAUGGAGCUCACUGCCCAUUUCAGAGUUCGUUGUCGAAAUGCUGGUCCUGUAGCUGUAGCUGAGAAGAGUAUUACCCAGGUUGCAGAGAAAUUCAUAUUAAGAGGUUAUUGUCCAAAUUGCAAUCAAGUCUUUGUGGAUGAAAUGAGCACCCAAGCUCAUAAGGAGAAUUCAGGACACAAAAUCCGAGUCAUUAACUCAAUGGAAGAAUCACUCUUACUUUAUUGCCACAGUAGUGAAGGGAAUAAACCCCCUUCUGACUUGGAUUUAUUGUUAGAUCAACCCAAAUUUUCAUCACUUAAGAGAACUGUGUCCAUUAAAGGAUCUAGCUCAGAGGAUUGCAGUACCAUUCCAAAAAAGAAGAUGAAUUUAGAAGAUAAAAGCCAUGAAAGUGUGGUUUGUACCCAGAAACAAAAGCCAACAGUUAAAACCUGGUUUUGUGAAUGUAACCAACGAUUCCCCAGUGAAGAUGCAGUGGAAAAACACGUUUUUGCAGCAAAUACCAUGUGUUACAAGUGUGUGGUCUGUGGAAAGGUAUGUGAAGAUUCAGGGGUCAUCCGUUUACACAUGAGCCGGAUUCAUGGAGGGGCACAUUUGAAUAAUUUUCUUUUCUGGUGUCGGACAUGUAAAACAGAGUUAAUAAAGAAAGAUGCUAUCAUGGCACAUGUGACUGAAUUUCAUAAUGGACACAGAUACUUUUAUGAGGUGGAUGAGAUGGAAGACGAAACUUUGCCAUCAUCCUCUGUCACACUAGUGAAUCAUUUGACUGAAAGCAAGCCUUCUUCAGCUAUUACUAUUAUUGAUCAUUCCCCAUCAAACAGUCCUCCAAGGGGCAAAUGGCAAUGCCGAAUUUGUGAAGAUAUGUUUGAUUCCCAAGAAUGUGUAAAACAGCAUUGCAUGUCUUUGUCAAGUCACCAGUUUCAUAGAUACAGCUGUGCCCAUUGCGGAAAGACUUUUCAUAAGGUAGAAACAUUAUACCGACAUUGCCAAGAUGAACAUGACAAUGAUAUAAAGCUUAAAUACUUCUGUGGGCUUUGUGAUCUUGUCUUUAAUGUGGAGGAAGCGUUUUUGAAUCACUAUAAAGAGCGUCACAGCAUAGAUUAUGUGUUUGUGUCAGAAAAAAUUGAAACUUCGAUUAAAACUGAGGAAGAUUUUCCAGUAGUAGAGACCAGCAACCUGUUAACCUGUGGUUGUCAUGAGAGUUACAUCUGUAAAGUCAACAGAAGAAAAGAUUAUAGUAGAUGUCUCCAGAUGAUGCUGGACAAAGGUAAACUGUGGUUUCGCUGCAGUUCGUGUUCAGCAACGGCACAGAAUUUAGCCAACAUGAAUGCUCAUAUCCAUCAAGUGCAUGGGAAAGAAAAGAAUGACGAUGGGGAGGAACAGCAGUACAUGAUCAAAUGUGGCACCUGCACCAAAGCAUUUCAUGAUCCUGAGAGUGCUCAGCAGCACUUCCAUAGAAAACAUUGCUUCUUAAAGAAACCCAAUGUGUCUCAUUUUGGAUCUGAAAAAGCAAACCUGUAUAAGUUUACUGCCGCUGCCUCACGUAUGGAGCGAAAAUUGAAACAGGCAGUAAGCCAUCCUAAAAAUUCAGACAUGGAGAAAGGAACUGAUAAUGACCUAAGCUGUCAGAAUAUAGAAGAAGAAAUUGUUGAGCUUCCAGAUUUGGAUUACUUGCGAACCAUGACUCAUAUUGUCUUUGUAGAUUUUGAUAACUGGUCAAACUUCUUUGGUCAUCUACCAGGGCAUCUUAACCAAGGAACAUUUAUUUGGGGCUUUCAAGGAGGAAACACCAAUUGGAAGCCUCCACUCAACUGUAAAAUUUAUAAUUACCUGAACAGAAUUGGAUGCUUCUUCCUUCAUCCUCGCUGUAGUAAAAGAAAAGAUGCUGCUGAUUUUGCCAUAUGUAUGCAUGCUGGCCGUCUAGAUGAACAACUACCCAAGCAAAUUCCUUUCACCAUCCUCUCAGGAGAUCAAGGUUUUCUGGAACUAGAGAAUCAAUUUAAGAAGACUCAGAGGCCAGCUCAUAUACUAAACCCUCACCACUUAGAGGGAGAUAUGAUGUGUGCCUUGUUAAAUAGCAUAUCUGAUACCACCAAAGAAUGUGACAGUGAUGAUAAUAUGGGUACAAAAGGUACUUCAAAAGGAGAAGAAUUCAGAUCCUCUGAAGAUGUGGAAUUAGAAGAAGCUAUUAGAAGAAGUCUUGAGGAAAUGUAAUUACAGAUAUUACCAUUCAACAUCAAGUGGCCUUGAAGAGACUCAGGAUAAUGAAUUCUUGUUUGUUUUCUAAAGGAGACCAGAAACCCAGUACAAAUGUGUUUGAAAACAUGUUUUUGCUUUCAUAUGUUCAAAAUCUGAUAUUUGCUUUGUAUUUUUGUGCUAUUGUGCAAAAAUGUAUGUUAGGAAGAGAAUACAUGUUAGUGAAAAUGUAAGUCAUGUGUUCUAAUAUACACAUAACAGUUUCCAGGUUAACUUUGUGUUCCUAUAUUUAGGUUAAAAGAAUUUAAGGAAAACAAAACAUCGCUUUUAACUAUUGCUAUGUUUCCCAGAUAGCAUUGGUUCUUUAAUUUUAUUUGUACUGUACAGAUGACUCUAGUUUAUUUUUUUAGGAGUGAUAAUGAAUAUAAAUAAAGAUAUCAUAGCUCAAUUUUUCUGUAAAUUCUUCUUAUAUAUAGCAUUAAUAUAUAAUAACUUUGAGAUCUUUAUGAUUAUUAGAAGAGAGUAAUGCAACUUGAUCAUGAAAGAGAUUAAAAUUUUUGCCAGUAAUAUUCUUUGUAUCAUGCAGAUGUAUAUUCUUGGCUUUAAUUCAAGCAACAUGUUGCUAAAGUAAAACACACCCUAGCUUUUUCAAAAUAAUUAAAAUGAAACCAUUUCCAAUACUUUUACCUGUUUAGCCUUUUAUGUGACUUUUAUGAGGUUUCAGAGUGAUGCCAAAAUAUUUGCAUAGAAUUAAAUUUAUUUUUAAGAACAUUAGUCCUUUUAUAUAUUUGUGUAAAUAUAUUUUUCAUAACACCAGAGAGGGUAUUCUGUCCAGCAUUUCAGAUGCUGCAUGGAACACCUGUAUAUUUUAUUGGAGUGCCUGGGUUCAAGUUGUGGAUCCUUUUCUAAUUCCAUCUUCCUGCUAAUGUGUACCCUGGGAGAUAGCAGGUAAUGGUUUAAGUACUUGGUUCCCUUCUACCAACAUGGGAGUCCCCAGUUGUAUUGUGGGCCCCUGGCUUCAGUUUGGCUCAGCCUCUGCCUAUGCAAUUGGGAACCAGCAUAUGGAAGAUCUCUGUCUAUAUGUUUGUUUCUCUGGCUUUCAAUAAAAAGAUAAAAUAAUGUCAAAUUGUCUACUCAGGAAUAAUCUUCCUUAACUGUAAAAUUUUUAUUUCAUAUAAAAUAUCUUCAAUUUUGUUGUUCAUUGGAGUGUCAGUUUUCUACCUUUGAUAGUACAUAUAUCAUUCUUAAUUGUUGCAACUCCAUUUUGAACAAUAAAAAACACUACAUAAAUGGGAGAACAACAGGACUUAUACUGUCUAUUAAAGUUAAAAAUAUCCUUAUAAAUAUAAAGCUUUCCUUGAAGACAAAGAUAUUGCUAGAAUCUCGCUCUUUUUCUCCAGUAUUAAAUUAUUUUAGUGUGAAGGGAAUUCCUAGUUUUUUUUUUAAAGAUAUUUAUUUAUUUGAAAGGCAGAGUUAGAGAAAGAUUUUUUUUAUUUGACAGAGUUAUAGACAGUGAGAGAGUUUCACUAACACUUUCCACAUGGCAUUAUGUCUUGCCUUACUGAAUUUAGACUAGUUUUUCUUUUUUUUUUUUUUUUAAUUUUCUUUUUUAUUUAUUUGACAGGUAGACAUUUAUUUGACAGAGAGACAGAAAGGUCUUCCUUCCGUUGGUUCACUCCCCAAAUGGCCGCCAUGGCCAGUGCUGCGCCAAUCCAAAGCCAGGAGCCAGGUGCCUUCUCCUGGUCUCCCAUGCGGGUGCAGGGGCCCGAGCAGUUGGGCCAUCCUCCACUGCCCUCCCGGGCCACAGCAGAGAGCUGGACUGGAAGAGGAGCAACCGGGACUAGAACCGGCACCCAUAUGGGAUGCCAGUGCGUCAGGAGGAGGAUUAACCAAGUGAGCCACAGCGCCGGCCCAAGAGAAAGAUAUUCUAUCCGCUGGUUCACUUCCCAAAUGGCCACGAUGGCUGAAGCUGAGCUGAUCUGAAGCCAGAAGCUUCUUCCAGGUAUCCCACAUGAGUGUAAGGGCCCAAGCACUUGGGCCGUCUUCCACUGUUUUCCCAGGUGCGUUGGCAAGGAGCUGGAUGGAAAGUGGAGCAGUUGGGUAUCGAAUCGGCAUUCUUAUGCCUUAGCACCUGCCCCAGGUUUUUUUAUUUUUUAUUUUUUAAAUUAGUAUCUUUUCAACCAUAUUAGAAACCAGUUUGGUUUAUUUUUCUUUCUCCUAAUUUUCAUUUCUUGAAGUAGACAUUGUAGCUUGAGAAUUUACCAGUCAUCUUUCCAAAGUGACCACUGUGUGCUUAAUUUUUAUGUUAAGAUGAUAGUCAAAUCUUAUUUUUUUUUUUUUCCAUUCAGAGUUACACAGAGAGAGGAAAGGCAGAGAGAAAGAGGUCUUCCAUCUGAUGGUUCACUCCCCAGUUGGCCGCAACGGCCGAAGCUGCACCGAUCCGAAUGCAGGAGCCAGGAGCUUCCUCCAGGGCUACCACGCAGGUGCAGGGGCCCAAGGACCUGGGCCAUCCUCUACUGCUUUCCCAGGCCAUAGCAGAGAGCCGGAUCGGAAAUGGAGCAGCUGGGUCUCGAAUCGGCAUCCAUAUGGGAUGCCGGCGCUUCAGGCCAGGGCCUUAACCUGCUGUGCCACAGCGCCGGCCCCUAACCAAAGCUUUCAGGGCACUGUGCUGGGUCUUAUACAUAUCUGCUGUAGUUGCUAAAUAAUGAGGAAUAGAAAGAGCAUGCCAGAAAGAAUGAUUCAGCCAAUAAGUAGAUGAAACGGCACCUCUGCCAGAGAUUACACACACAUAUUGUAUACACAGUCCAAAUUAGGAGAAUUUUAUGGUGGAUGUGGUAGAGUAACUUAAGCUUUUUAUAUGACAGGGGAGGGAUAUUUCAUCAUGACUCUUAAGGUAAUUGGUUAUUUUUACAUCUUUUCAUGGAUAAUUAUCACUGAUUGUAUUUCUACUUUUAAAAAAUUUAAAAAGUUUAGAACUUUCAUAGUUUGAACUUAAUGUAGAAAUAAGGAGGUACUGGUGUAUGACAUUAAAGAAAGUUUAUGGAUUAUCACAAGUAAAUAUUUAACACAAACAUGCUUAUCUUUUCAUUACAUCAUUCAUAAAAUAUUGAGUACCUGCCACAUGUCAGCAAAUAUACUAAACACUUGAGAUACACCAGUGGGCAAAACAAAGCCCUCACAGUGCACAAUAUGGCAGAGGGGUUUGGACAGUUUGUUAGAAUAUAAAUAAAGUCAAUAAAAUAGCAAAUAUGGUGAUAAGUGUAAUAAAGGAAAAUACAGAAGGAAUGGAAUAGUUCAGAGAUGGAGGGGUUAAGGGGACUUGUAAUUUUUUUUUUUUUUUAAAGAUUUUAUUUGAGAGGUAGAGUUAUAGACAGAAAGGUCUUCCAUGCGCUGGUUCAUUCCCCAAAUGGUCAUAUGGCUGGGGCUAGGCUGAUCCAAAGCCAGGAGCUUUUUCCGGGGUUUCCUACGUGGGUACAGGGGCCCAACCACUUGGGUCAUCUGCUUUCCCAGGGCAAAGCAGAGAGCUGGAUUGGAAGAGGAACAGCGUGGUAUGAAUCGGCCCCUAUAAGGAUGCUGGUGCCAUAGCACUGGCCCUGGGACUUGUUUUUUUUAAAAGGGUGGUCAGAAAACAGCUCAGUUGAACAUUGAACAUGCACAGUGACCUGAAGAAGGCACGGGGAUAAGCUUUGCAAAUACAUUGGUCCCCAAUUUAACAAAAGUUUGACGUGAAUUUUUGACUUCACAAUAGUGUGAGGAAACAGAAACCAUACUUUGAAUCCUGAAUUUUGAUCUUUUUGCUCAUUAGUGAUGUGGAACUAUAUUCUCUUGAGAUACUGGGGAGUGGCAGAAAGCCUCAGUUCUUGGUAAGCUACCAAGAAUAAGCAACUUAAACACUACAGUGUGCUGUUGCUAAGCUAUGUUAGAUAGAUUAAACAUAUCAAAUGUGUUUUUGAUGGGGCUGGCGCUUUGGUGCAGCGGGUUAAAGCCCUGGCCUGAAGCACCGGCAUCUCAUAUGGGUGCUGGUUCUAGUCCCAGCUGCUCCUCUUCCAAUCCAGCUCUCUGCUGUGGCCUGGGAAAGCAGUAGAAAAUGGCCCAAGUCCUUGGGCCCCUGCACCCAUGUGGGAGGCCUGGAGGAAGCUCCUGGCUUCUGGCUUCAGACCCGCGCAGCUCCGGCAGUUGCGGCCAUCUGGGGAGUGAGCCAGCAGAUGGAGGACCUCUCUGUCUCUACCUCUCUCUCUGUGUCUUUCAAAUAAAAUAAAUCUUUAAAAAAAAGUGUCUUUGACUUAGAAUAUUUUAAAAUUAUGAAUACAAUUAUGACUAACCCAUUAUAAGUCAAGAAGUAUUGAAGGGGCUGGUGUUGUGGCAUAGUGGUUAAAGCCACUGCUUUUGACACCAGCAUGCCUUAUGGGUGCUGAUUUGUGUCCCAGCUGCUCCACUUCUGAUUCAGCUCCCUGCUAAUGGCCUGCAAAAACAGCAGAAGAUGGCCCAAGUGUUUGGGCCCCUGCCACCCACAGCUGACUUGGAUGAAACUCCUGGCAUCAGCCUGGCCCAGGCCUGGCUGUUAAUGACCGUCUGGGAAGUGAACCAGUGGAUGGAAGAUUCAUUCUCUCUCUCUUUCAAAAUAAAAUCUUAGGGAAAAAAAGAAGUAUCUGUGGUUGAGAAAAGUUCCAAGUGAAUGAGAAGUUCUCGAAGGGUGCUUGGUAUACUCAGGGAAAAGCAAGAAGGCUAGUAGGUCUGAAGCAGCAUGGGCUAGGAGAGUAAUGAUCAACUUUGAGGCUUUUCUAAGGACCUUGGCUUUUAUGCUGAUCUGAGGAUCUACUGAAGGUUUCUGAGAGUAAGUGCUGUCAUCCACCUUAAUUAGGAUUAUUGCAGUUGAGAAUACACAUGAGAAGCAAGAGUGGAAGUAUGAACCAAAGAGGGACGCUCAAUGAUCCAGGUGCAAGUUGACCAGGUUACGUGGACCUAGUGGAAAUGGAGCUGAGGGAAGAAUCUUGGACAUACUGUGAAGGUAGCAUUCAUGUGAUUACUGAUGGACUGGAUCUAGGACAUGAGAGAAAGUCCAAGGUGAAUCUAAAGUCUCUUGAGAGACAUCAAGCCAUUCACAAAAUGUGUUGGGAUAUCGAGUUUAAUGUUUGGCAAAAAUAUGUUUAAUGAGAUCGGUCAAAUAACACCCUAUACCAAAAGCUUACUAGUAUUUAGAAUGAGUACAGAUGGAAUUGGGAUCCAGGCUUAAGAGUUCCCUCUCUGCUAAAGUAUUUAAGUGGUGAUGGUCACUGAUGAAAGGUUGUGAUUCAGCUUCAAAGCUGUUAUUACCAUUUCCAUGCCUUCAGUUUUCAUACUUGCAAUACGAACAUUCUUGUAACGUGAGCUAUCCUGAGAGCGGAGCAAAGCACAAUAUUUUAAAUACAGCGGCCCUGCUCCAUCUUUUACUGAUAUUUACUGGAUUUUUGUUGUUGUCGUUAACAGAUUUAAUACGUUGGGUGUGAAGUGACCAUUACCAACUAUUUAAAAUACCAGAAAAAAUUUUUGUAGGCAUAAAAGUGAAAUUCCCUUUCUUGGAAUGUGUGGGAAUUAAAUUCACUUUGCUUCGCAUCUGGAGCUAGACAGGCAAAGACGGGAUAGCUGCUUCAUUCUUUCUCAGUAGCGUCAGUGUGGUCCAGGCUGUUAUUCUCAGAAAAGUGACUUGGUCAAGUACAGACUGCCGAGGAGGCGGUGUCCUUCUAUGUCUUCUGCUUUGCAAAGGGACCUUUUCUCCCUGUCGGCAGAAACCUGAAUGUUUUUUCGUUCUUGCUUUGAAUUCUGGGUGCUGAAAGGAAGUAAACGAAACCAUCGGGUUGAAGCUUUGAGAGAAGCUGCCAGUGCUGUUGAGCAAGAGAAAGAAAUCCUUCUGGAAAUGAUCCACAGUAUCCAAAAUAGCCAGGACAUGAGGCAGAUCAGUGACGGUGA